UGAAAGGAGAAAAGAGGGAGAGGAGAAUAGACGAUCGAUCGGAUGAGUGACUGUGUGAGAGUCACCUCACUACAAAACGUCUGGCGGCAAGCAGCAACUUUCCACAGUUCUCCCAUUUUAUAUUUAUUCGCUUUGUCUUAACCGCGUGCUACAAACAAAUAUCUUUUUUGCACAAUGAGCGGCGGUGUCUACGGUGGAGAUGAAGUUGGUGCGCUGGUAUUUGACAUUGGUUCUUAUUCAUUUCGUGCUGGAUAUGCUGGAGAAGACAGUCCAAAAGCUGAACUCCCAAGUGUUGUUGGGAUUGUGGAUGAAGAGGUUCCAUUUACAGAAAAUGAAGCUGAGAGCUUGCCAAAGAAUGAAAGAAAGUACUAUAUUGAUACUAACUAUUUGAAGGUGCCAAGAAAAGGAAUGGAAAUAUCUACAUUCCUGAAAGAUGGCAUGAUUGAAAACUGGGAGACCUAUGAGAAGAUGGUCGAUUAUGUGUAUUCUCGUCACAUCAAAUCUGAACCUCAUCUUCAUCCUGUCAUGAUGUCAGAGCCUGCUUGGAACACAAAAGCUAAACGAGAAACAUUAACUGAAGUCAUGUUUGAGAAAUAUAAUGUUCCAGCAUUCUUCCUCUGUAAAAAUGCUGUUCUGUCCGCUUUUGCAAAUGGCCGUUCAACAGGAUUAAUUUUGGACAGUGGUGCCACACAUACUACAGCUGUGCCUGUCUAUGAUGGUUAUGUUUUAACACAAGCAAUUGUAAAAUCCCCGCUGGCAGGUGACUUCAUUAUCAUGGAAAGCAAGAAAAUGUGUGAAGAACUUGAUAUUGAGAUUGUCCCGCCAUACCUUAUACGUGCAAAGGAACCUGUACAAGAGAAUGAAUCACCUAAAUAUGUAAAAAGGGAAGUUCCUGAAGUUACUAAAUCAUUCCAUAACUAUAUGGUCAAGGAUGUCCUUCAAGACUUUGUUGCUACUGUUUUGCAAGUGUCUGAUAGUCCUUAUGAAGAUAGCCAAACUGAUACAAUGCCAUCACUUCACUAUGAAUUUCCAACAGGCUACAACCAAGAGUUUGGUUGUAGACGGUUUAAAGUAAGCGAAGGCCUGUUUGAUCCAAGCAUUAUCAAGGAUGUUCCGGGAAACACAAUGCUAAGCGUAGGCCAUGUUGUAACAACAAGUGUUGGAAUGUGUGAUAUUGAUAUACGACCGAGUCUAUACAGCAGUGUAAUUGCAGUUGGAGGGAAUACGCUUUUACAAGGAUUCACUGAUAGACUUAAUAGAGACCUUAGUACAAAGACUCCACCUAGCAUGAGAUUAAAAAUAAUAGCUGCAACAGGAACUGUUGAAAGACGGUUUAGCAGUUGGAUUGGUGGAUCAAUUCUUGCCUCUCUGGGUUCCUUUCAACAGAUGUGGAUUUCCAAGCAGGAGUACGAAGAAGGAGGGAAGGGCUGUGUGGAACGCAAGUGUCCAUGAGCCAUACCAGACUCUUGCCUUUAAGUCUUCUGCUCAUAUCUGUAGCAGUGGCAGGAAUAUUGAUGACACCUCAAGGAUCGGUUACUUUGCCUCUAUUAAGAAAUGUCAUUAAAAUAACCAUCAUUCAAAUCACUAUACCACCUUUCAUUCAUCGACUAGAUAUAUAUACAUGUGAUGUAAUAAAUCUAUAUCUCAUUAA
Molecule: messenger RNA, 1651 nt
Organism: Octopus sinensis (East Asian common octopus)
Lineage: Eukaryota; Metazoa; Mollusca; Cephalopoda; Octopoda; Octopodidae
Product: actin-like protein 6B
Exons: 14
Coding region: 175-1452 (425 amino acids)
Biological process (GO): nervous system development; regulation of transcription by RNA polymerase II
Cellular component (GO): NuA4 histone acetyltransferase complex; SWI/SNF complex
Molecular function (GO): chromatin binding
Source: RefSeq, a predicted model, not a curated record